CGGAAUUGGUGUGAACGAGCAGACUGAUUUCAAGAAAGCGCCAAGUCAUGCCGGUGGGCAAUGUUGCUGCUAUCAUUGCUGCGCGAAGAGCGCGCAGGCACAGCAAAGGCUUUCGUCCGACCCCAGUAAGCUCUGCCGAGCAGAGGCGUUUGCAAGCUGCAAUAGCAGAGCGGAACCGCAAGGUGAAACUGAUGAAGAUCAUCAGGACCUACGACACCAACCAGUCGGGCAAACUCGAGCGAGAUCAGAUUGUGAAGUUGCUGACAGAUACGGACUCUUCAACACCGCCCGGAACACCACCAAGUGCUGAUCAAGUGGACUUUCUUUUGAAGCUCUAUGACAAGGCUGGAGAUCAAUCCAUCGAACUUGGAGAGCUGGAGGAGCUGCUCACUUGUUGGCAUACUUACACCGAGCAUCGAGAGCUUUUUGAAAGCAAGCUGGAGAAGUUUGAUAUUUCCAAGACUGGCAAACUAUCACAGGAAGAGCUGAAGGCCUAUUUGACGGAUCUCAACGGUGGGAUAGAAGUUGAAGACAGUGAGGUGGAGUGGGUCAUGAAGGAGGGCGAUGUCCUAGGAGAUGGGCAGCUGAACAAGAUGGAGCUUUGGCGCGCGACGGCCCUGUGGUUUUCGCACGUCGAGAAGCAGAAGUCGAACGACUGCUGCAUCAUCUCGUAGACCCAAAUUGUACUGUAUUGUCUGCAAGCUCUGUACGCUCAGCCUGUAGCCAAAGAGCAAAGGGCUGCAAAAGGCACUCAUUUAUGGUGACCAAAGAC
Molecule: messenger RNA, 772 nt
Organism: Durusdinium trenchii
Lineage: Eukaryota; Dinophyceae; Suessiales; Symbiodiniaceae
Source: the annotation of a GenBank genome assembly